UGACGUUCUUUACAUGUUCCCUACUGAAAUUGAAAUUUACCUGGAUAAACUAUUGAUUUUUGACACAGUUCCGCUUAUUAAGUAGUUUUAAAGCUAUCCUUAGCAUAUUAUUUUGUGCUUAAUAAUCUGUAAUGAACAAAACUUCUUCAAUCUAAAGUUUUACAUUGAAAAAAGUAAACGCCUCGCCGAACAGCCUGUGCUCUGACAGUCUGCACAACAACAAUCGGAGAACGUAACACUAGUCAUGAAGUUGGAUGGAGCUCGUCACCCGUGUCAAGUCCUGAUAUACCAGGAAAUAACAACCCGUUAAGAAAACCCAGAGUAGAGUUACACCAGAAGUAAGAUGUCCUCCUCAAGUGAUGCAGUGACACCAAAAAGGCCCAUUGAAAGAUCUCCUUUACCAGAUGGUAGAACAACGACAAAGAAAUCAGUAAAAGAAAGAAGGCAACAUUUACAACGAGCAGAUGCAUCAGACUCUGAUAGUGAUGACAGCCUGUCGGUCUCCUCCUCCACUAUGUUGGACCUGGAGGGGAGGCAACCCAGGACCGCCAAGGUGAAGAAGUCCAAGGGAGAGUGGAUCAUUAUAGAGGGACUCAGGGACGGGCAGAAGUUUGAUGGUCGCAGCAAGCCUGUAAAAUUUGACGGGUAUUGCUUGAAAACUAGAAAAUGGCCUUUGAAAGGUUGGCACAAGAGAUAUUUCAGUCUGGAAAAUGGAAUUUUAAGCUAUGCAAAAUACCCAAGAGAUGUAAGUAAAUUUUCUAUCAUUCUAGUUGGUGAAACUUUAAAAACACUAGUGAGAACCCUGAACACUGAGCGAGAUCGUUUGAAGUGUGCAUUGGAGCAGGAUGCGGGUGUCGCCAAUGUGCAAGGUAGUGCUGCAUAUAUUCAGACUUUGCGGCAGGCACUAAGUGAGGCUCAUCAGCAGAAUAAAGAGUUGCGUUCAAGACUAGCCCGUAUCCAUGGAGAGUCUGAUCUCUCUGUCCUGCCCUCUCCUCAGAGCACCCUUGACAGUGAUCAGGGCAACAAAUUAUUAUCCCAAUCGCUGUCCUUAGAGAGCACUUCUAUAUCAGAAUUCUUUGAUGCAGCUGAGUAUAUAGCACCUAGUGCUUCUUCAUCAGAGGGUUCUGAUGAAGAAUCGGACUCCAGUGAAGUAGAAGAUGGAGAAGAGUUUGACUUUACUCCUCCUUCAAGUGACAUAGACCUUGCCAAAGCAACUGGCCAUCGAGAAAAAUUGCCUGCCCCCAAAACAGACGCUGGAGACCUCAAUUUGUGGAAUCUCUUAUGCAAAAAUAUUGGCAAGGACUUGUCCAAAAUCUCAAUGCCAGUCACUCUCAAUGAACCUCUGAAUAUACUACAGUGGCUGUGUGAAGAGCUGGAGUAUAGUGAGCUUGUGGACAAGGCUGCACAGACUGAUGAUCCAAUUGAUAGAAUGGUUUAUGUGGCUGCAUUUGCUGUUAGCGCAUAUGCCUCAUCCUCCUGUAGGGCAGGACAGAAACCUUUUAACCCUCUGCUGGGAGAGACAUAUGAAUGCGUUAGAGAAGACAAAGGAUGGAAGUUCAUUGCAGAGCAGGUCAGUCAUCAUCCUCCAAUCUCAGCAUGUCACUGUGAUUCCCCGAACUUUAUAUUUUGGCAAGAAUCUCGUAUUAAAAACAAGUUUUGGGGAAGAUCCAUGGAAAUCCACCCUGUAGGAACAGUGCAUUUAGUAUUGCCAAAGUAUGGUGACCAUUACCAAUGGAACAAAGUGACCUCAUGUAUACAUAAUAUUCUGAGUGGCCAAAGAUGGGUUGAGCAAUAUGGAGAGAUGGUCAUCACUGCAGGGGCCAUCACUUGCAAACUGACCUUUGCUAAGGCUUCAUACUGGUCCAACAAGAAAAAUGAAGUUUAUGGGAACAUUACUGACAAAGACGGCAAAGUGGUGCAGUACCUGUUUGGGAAAUGGACAGAGGGCUUGUAUUGUGGAAAAGCGCCCUCUGUGAAAUGUAUAUGGAGACCAGGUGCUUUACCAGAUGACUAUGAGCUGUACUAUGGUUUUACCAAGUUUGCAAUUGAGUUAAAUGAGCUAAAUCCUAGCCUUAAAGCAGUCCUGCCUCCCACAGAUACAAGGUUCAGAACUGACCAGAGGCUUUUAGAAGAAGGACACAUAGCAGAAGCAGAAACAGAAAAAUUGAGAGUAGAACAACUACAGAGAGAUCGUCGUAAACAAAGAGAAGCGGAAGGAAUCAAAGCUGAGCCUAUGUGGUUCAGGAGAGAAAGAGGAGAGGAUGGCUCUGAGCACUUUGUUUUUUCUGGGAAAUACUGGGAUGCAAGGAAAAACCAAGAAUUUGUCAAAAUGACCUUUCCAAAACUGUGGUAGCUAGGAUGAAUUUUUUGUGGUCUGAGAAAAUGAGUAUUUGAAAAGACACCCUGUGUGCUUAAAGUCAGUUUUCUUGAACAAAUUGUGAUCCAUUUCAAAUAUACCAGUUAUUAGAUUUACAUAAUGAUAAUUAGUAACUUUCUGUUA
Molecule: messenger RNA, 2500 nt
Organism: Lingula anatina
Lineage: Eukaryota; Metazoa; Brachiopoda; Lingulata; Lingulida; Lingulidae
Product: oxysterol-binding protein-related protein 6-like
Cellular component (GO): plasma membrane; perinuclear endoplasmic reticulum; cytosol
Molecular function (GO): cholesterol binding
Source: RefSeq, a predicted model, not a curated record